CUCUAACUAGUAACCAACGGGCAUUUAUUUAUCUUUUGCAUGUAAAAUUAGCUUCUAUUAUACAGCACCAGUCCUACAGAUUGACACCUUACUCUCUUCUACCAGCAUAUUAUAUAGGAUACGACCCCAAGAGCACAUUCACAUAAUGUUGGCUUCUCGUCUCUACCGCAAUAUACUCUUUGGAAGGACUUUGCCACUUCUCCUGCCCUAUGCAAGAAGAAAGACAGUCCUUCAAAAGCACCUGCUCCUACAGCUAGCGGAACCCCCGAGGAUCCCAUGGAACUCUCCGAAUUGCAUGAUGGUAUAGCAACUGCGCUAUCCCGACUUAAAGAUGAAUUAGCGCAGCUGCGAAUGGGUGGACUAUCCAACACACAAACAAUUGAAAGCUUGCGGGUGCAGCUAGGCAAAGAGUCCAAAGAAAUCCUGAAGUUAGGGGAUUUGGCGCAAGUCAUCCCGAAGGGUAAAAGGAUGUUAACCAUUCUAGCAGGUGAAGAAGAUCACAUCAAACCCAUCACAUCAGCAAUACUUUCCUCCGAUAUGUCUCUUACACCCCAGCAAGAUCCCCACAAUCCCCUGCAGCUGAACAUUACCAUUCCGCCUCCGACAAAAGAGUCCAGAGACAGAAUCACACAGAGCGCAAAGGUGGCCAUGGAAAAAGCUGUCAACGCGAUUCGCGACUCGAGAUCGCUCGUACACAAGCGUCUUCAAGACAUGCAGAAGAAGAAGAUCGCCAGGCCGGAUGAUGUUCGAAAAGCUCGUGAUCAAAUGGACAAAGUUACAGAGAAGGGUCAAAAAGAAGCCAAGGCUCUGUUCGAGACGUCGAAGAACGCCCUGCAAAGUGCUUGACCAUGCAAGGCUUCUUAGAAGCGUCCCACCUGGUUUGGGUGAUGCCUGUUCGUUUCCUGGCCAGACUCAAAUCCGUCAAGCAGCUCAUUGAAAUUACGGGGUUUUCGGGCUGGAAUACCAUGUAUAUUAAAGCUGGGCCGCAAAAAUAUUA
Penicilliopsis zonata CBS 506.65 is the source of this 997-nucleotide messenger RNA. RefSeq lists its product as hypothetical. Gene Ontology annotation, biological process: translation. NCBI's taxonomy places the organism in Eukaryota, Fungi, Ascomycota, Eurotiomycetes, Eurotiales, Aspergillaceae. Gene Ontology annotation, cellular component: mitochondrion. The coding region runs from base 277 to 846 and encodes 189 amino acids. Gene Ontology annotation, molecular function: ribosomal large subunit binding. The record is from RefSeq and is a predicted model, not a curated record. The transcript is spliced from 3 exons.